AUGUACUACGAACAUGGCCCGACUAGCAGUUAUGGUGGCGAUAACUCUAGAUUCCCGAAGAAAAGCCCUUUUGAGGAGACAAAUGGACUUGAAAUCGGGACAAAAUUUCGGCCGAAAAGUGCGCCUAUUGGCUACGCUGGCAACAUAUCCACAUUAAGGCGGAAAUGUAAUCCCAAUUUGCAGUGCCAGGGUUGUGAGAAUACCAUUCCUCUAGAGAAGAUGGCACCAUCACAUGUCUCCGUGGACCUGAGGCUUCCUGAAUCAAAGGAGACCCAUCUUGGACUCAAGUUAUCUCUUAAAGGUGACCUUCAAGAGUUGAAUUUCAUUUCGAGCAGUUUUUAUUAG
Molecule: messenger RNA, 345 nt
Organism: Protopolystoma xenopodis
Lineage: Eukaryota; Metazoa; Platyhelminthes; Monogenea; Polystomatidea; Polystomatidae
Source: the annotation of a GenBank genome assembly